This is a messenger RNA of Schistosoma spindalis, 9017 nucleotides long. The record is from the annotation of a GenBank genome assembly. NCBI's taxonomy places the organism in Eukaryota, Metazoa, Platyhelminthes, Trematoda, Strigeidida, Schistosomatidae.
AAACUGAAGAGCGCAAGCUUUCAAGUUUAAAGCGUUACCGCCUGAGGUCAGAAUGUUUUGAUACUUGUGUGGAGAUAUAGCAUGUUUAGGAGUUUGUGUGAUGAUCUUGUCUCGAUUAUUGUGGACAUUUAUGAAGAAAACAGUUUUUAUGAUCGUCAUGUGAAAGCAACAAAAACUAUUAAAUUGGAACUAAAUAGAAGUUACGAUAACCUACAUAAAUUGAGUUGGUUUUAUCACAAUCUAAGAGCCAAAAUUAUCUUUUAUACAUUGAGACUCAAUGGAUCUAAAGAUAUGGGUAGACUUCCAUAUUGUUCCUUCAAUACAUUAAAAUUCGAGUUACCAACUGGUUCUCUUCAAAAUUCCUACAUUGAGUUCUUCAGAUUACUUAGGAAAGAUCCUAUGUUUGUUGCAGAACUAUUACAUUACUACAAGUUCAGUCCCCAAAUAGUUGAGAGGUUAUUUACUUCAGUGUGUUCAGCUAUAUGUACAAACCCUGUAAAUUCUCCCAGUAACUUAGUUCAGCUCACAAUUGCUCAUUAUUUGCAGCAGUGCCUACAUAAUGUAAAGUGUGCAAUGUAUUCCAAGUCAGAGCUAAUGCUCUUGGUGCAUUUACUCAUCUUUGGUACUCCAGAUGUUCUGUCAUUCUUAAGUUCUGUCUUACAAAAUGUAUUCCACAGGUUUACAAACAGUAGCCCCAAUCUUUCAAUUAAUAUGCUUGAAUGCGAUAAAAAUUCUGCUGAAUUUGCCAGCAAUGUUUCAUCGGGCGCUUUCACAGUUAUACUUCUCAAUACCAUAAUUAGUAGCUUGUCUGAUAAUAUGCUGCUAUUUCCUCAGUCAGUUCUUAUUUUGCUGGGUAAUAUGCGUCGUAUUUGGUCUACUGCCAACCUGUCACAUAAAGAAGUUCUGCGUGCGUGCGUGGAGUUUAUUUUCAAAGACUUUAUUGGAUAUGCUUUUGAAAAGCCCGCAUUAUACAACAUCAACCUGAAGCUCAUAUCGUCUCCUAGAUUUUUCACAAUUUUGAAGGAAACGAUCGAGGUUAUUUCUUCCAUAGUUAUCGAGGGCGAAAAUUACUCAUUAACUGCCAGUGAAAUUAAUCAAAACGAUUCGGCAAUUAUCCAUAAUGAAUGUACAAAAAUAGAAUAUGGUCAGCUUCAAGGAUUUGCUCAAUUUAUACUUGGUGCUGCUGAUUCUAUGGCCUUCCCGAAUAGUUUGUUUGAAAAAUGCUCUGAAAAUUUGUUAGUUGGGAAAAAUGAAAUUCAGCAUCCUGAGUCAGAUGACUGUGUUUCAAAGGAUUCAUGUAGUUGUGAUGUCGUCUCAAUAACGCCUAAUGAUCUGAAUAUUUUAGUUGGGUGUAUUCGUAUAUUCUUACAAACAAAGUCGAACUCCCACCCAUUCCUCAAAAUAAUUGAUGGUUUACCGCAUAAUGUUCCGGGUGCUACUGUGGAAGUAGAACUAUCUGUGGAUAAUGCUUCAUUUGGUGACGCAUCAAGCUCAGACACGAACGUUAUGUCUGCUGUUUUGGUUGAUAUAUCAGAAAAUAAUACUACUAAAACUCUAACUCGAGAAAUUAAAAGGUCGAACAGUAAUACACCAUCACCACAAAGGCGACGCAAUCGUUCAUUAAAUCGUUUGUUUAAUGGAAAAUAUAACUAUUCUAGUCAUUCCCAAGACAUUAAUAUUGACAAUGCCGGAGUUGAAAAUCCAAGUCUAUCAGGGAAAAACGUUAAAUCCAAUGAUGAAAAUUCAGAAUUUGUCUAUUUAUUCAAUUUAUAUUCAUAUCAUUGCUCUCACCAUCAGAAGAUGCCUUCUGAAAAUCAAAUCGGUUGGUCACGGAAAGUAAGAAUGGGUAAAAAUAAAAUUGAUCAUCCAGUGGACGAAUCUACAAGUUCGCAUGGUGAUGAUGCAAGUGUUACAACGAGUUAUGCUUACUCAAAUGUAGUCAGAAAAUUUGUUAUGAAGGACACCAACCAAACUGCCUGUUAUUUUGUUCCUAGUAGUGUAAGUACUGGGUGUGGUAGAUCAAGUCAUCCACGUUUUGACCAAUAUGAUUCUAUCAGUGAAAUUCAUGUCAUUGGGAAUGUCAAUACAGGAGAUGGACAAUGUAAUUUAUGUGAAUCUCAUUGUUCUCCACUGGGCGAUGUUACCAAUAAUAUAAGUAACAAAAAGCACUCAUCCAUCAGCUUUUCUCACAAUCACUUUUUGACUGGUCAGCGUUCCAGUGAUGAAGCUACCUCACAAAACUCUGAUCCAAGUGGGUGCACAAGUUUAGCUAGCAGUGCUUGUGCUCUUGGACGACGUUUAGAAACAGCAACAUCUGUGAAUGAAUCACUACAAAACAAAAACGUGAGUGACUUACAGUUAAAUCAAGGAACAUCCCAUCCUACUUCAGUCUCUGGUCCUUCAAUCAACUCAUCGUCACAUAUUUAUUCAUUUUCACCACCAGCUUCCCCUAAACAUAGUUUCAGCAAUUCACGGAGUAAUGUCAAUGAUCGCACAACACAAUAUGUGGCAUGUAGUUCACUGUCACGUGGGGUCGAAAAACGUACUCGAUUUUCUAUUUCAGUUCUGCCCAGUAGUACCUCAGUUCGAGGAUUUGAAAAUUCGAGUCUUAUGCCUGACCAUGGAUUUAUGGUUCAAUCUAAAAUAUCAGAAACAAGGCGUGUUAAUGAAAGGUCCUCUAUCCAUCCAUCCGUUGUUAGAUGUAGUUCAAUCGAUCUAUCUCAGUCUGGUUUAAUCAACCAUUCGAAUCCAUUAACCGAAAGAGAGUACAAAUUUGAUGGACAUAAAUCGAACUUAGAUUUCGUUUCUUCCAUACCUGUAUCAAAUAAAAUGUUACGUAGUGAUGAUAAACCUACAAUUCAACCUCGGUGUUCUUCACUUACUUCUUUAUGUGCAUCUACUGGAAUCUCUUCACUUCCAGCUCAUCAUGUACGUCGGCACUCUCAAAAACUUCUUACAAGUACUUCCAAUCAGGAUACCGAAGGUCAAGGUACUCCUAGUUUUUCAGUGGAUAGUGCAUCAAGUGACAGUGACAGUGAUAGCGGUUUAAUAGGAGCGGCAGUUUCUCAGCAUAGUACUGCUUCUUCUUCAUGUCAUCUAAAUUCAUCGUUCAUACAGUCAUAUCAAAAUUCACAUGAUCAUAAUGAUGUUAGAGAAGUUGAUGAACAAUCUAGUUUAUUAACAUGUUCAUCAUGUGGAGUGCGUUUAGGUGAAGAUGUUAUUCCAGAUCCAAUUCCUGAAAAUGUUGAAUCUCAAGAUGUUGAUAUUAAUAGUGAUCAAAUUGAAACACAAGUUGAUGAACAGUCUAGUUAUCCAAGAGAUGAAGAAGACGCUCUUUCUGACCUACCUCUUUCAUCAGCAAAUAUAUCUGGUCGUGUGACACCGCUAUCUUUAACUAGUACAACGUCUCGUGGGGGCCAAUUGGCUCAACCAAUUAUCCAUGGUACGGAAAAUAAUUACCGUGUAUCAGGGAUGUUUUCUCAAUCUGGCCUUAUUCUUCCUACUGGAACAACAUUGCCAUCGAACACAACUCAUUUAGGACUUACAAGAUGUGGCCCUAAUGAAUUUCCGUCGACAAUGUUUCAAAGACAUUGCACACCAGACGUUACCGAAAAAUUUAAUAAAUUUGACUUACCUCCUAAUCGGAUGACAGAGAAUGAAACCAGAUCUACUGUGAGUGAUACAUGGUCUACUGAUGUACUUCCAUCGGAUACAGAAUAUACUGAUCUUGGUCAAGAAUUUUCAAAUUCACAAUCCAAUCUAAAUCCAGAUGCAGCUACUAGACGUCUUUCUAGUCACAGUGUGGCACGUGUUUCUCAUCGGCGUGGUCAUCGUCAUCAUCAUAGAAGGGCGCCUAUGUCAGAGUCGUUGAUCAAUGAAACUUCUGAGAAUAAUAACUUUCGAACAAUAAACGUUCCUUCGGAGUCGGAUAACAGAGAAAUCCAGUCAAGAGUUCACUCCAGCUCCCCAUUGAAUGAUGUAAUAAAUACAGAAGUGAAUGAAAGUAAUUUACAUGCCAUCAAUGAUUCUAUCCAUCCUAUAAUUAUGAGGAGUUCUCCGGCUACUUCUCAUUGUCAGGAUAGUCUUGACGGAUUAUCACAACCUAUCAAUUCUAAUCAUUCAAAUCAUCAUUGUUCUGGAUCAUUGGAUUCUUCAGUAAACGCUAAUCACCAUACUUCAUCUGUAAUGUCCACUAAAAUGGAUAACUCAUGUAAUGCUGGUGAAAAAAUCAAUGGUGAGCUUAGAUCAUCUACAGAUGAUGAACGGCACAAUGUGAAUACUUAUCGUCUCCAUGGUGGUGCACAUACUUUAAAAGAGAGUUUUUCACGUCUAAUGGGAAAAUUAGAUCUUAUGGCUCGACGCCCACGGAUAUCAGGUAAUUCAAGUAUUGACAAACAUCGCCAUACAUCACCCUCCCAAUACAACGAAUCCCAGUCUAAUCGUUAUUCAUUUCUUCCGGAUUUAAUGGAGUCAGUUUCUGUGAAAUCAAGAACAUAUUCAUCACGUGAUAAUCAACAACUUUUAAGUGCAUCAUCUUCUUUUUUGCCAAAUUCUAAUCAGUCGAAGCAACUAGCUGUUAAAUCACAAAAUUCAAAUCAAUUUGAAGAUGACAGUAUGAGAAAAGAAGAAACUGUCGAUGAAAUGAUGGAACGUUAUCGUAGACAAACAAAAGUUGUUUCACCAGACAAAUCCAUUUUUAAUCAUAUUUCCAAUUCUCAGUAUUCUAAUGAUGGCAAACAAAUCCCUAGUACUUCAAAUUCCAACAAAAUGGUCAACAAUAGUACUGUUGUUAGUGUUGAAAAUAUAAAUAGUUCGGACAAAAAUUUCUCUUCUAUCGCUUCAUUGCAAUCAUCAUCUUCGUCAUCAUCAUCAUAUUCAUUAUCUCCUGUUUGUUCACAAUCACGCAAAUCAAUUCCUCAUUUGUUCAAUUUAGCCUUAAAUGGUCUAGAAGAGAUAUUCUCUAACUCAACAUUAAAUAUUAUCGCUUUAAAUACUAUUCAAAAACUUAAGUCAACAUGGCAGAUGACAUGUGAUAAUCAAUUGUUACUUCGACAAUCACAAGAUAUAACUGGUGUAUUUAGUGAGAACCAAAUCUUUUUCUCCUUGUUAAAUUCAAUGCUAGCUGGAUUAUAUGGUACACAGCAAAAUUCAACAAUAAUUAACAUUCUAAUGGAAACAAGAAAUAUUAUAUUAGAAUUAAACAAUCUAUUAGAAAAUUGUUUAAAUUCUGAUUAUUCAACAAUUAAUGAUAAAUGUUCAAAUAAGAAUAAUACAGAAAUUAAUUUAAAUCAAAAUAAUUGGUUAUUCAAUUUAACUAAUAAAACAUUAUCAUAUUCUUUAACUAAAUGUUUAAUUUCUAGUCUUCGUCAAUAUCUUAGACAAAAUGAAAUUUAUAGAAUCCAAUUAAAAAAUAAUUAUGAACAAUUAAAUAAACUCAAAACAAAUUUAGAAUUAUCUAUAAAUUGGUUGCAACAAUCUAUACACCUUCAACAAGAAUAUAUUACAAAUAGAAAUUUAUUGGAAUUUAUUAAUCAACAUAGAAAAUUAUUCAUAGAAUUUCAUCAAGAAUUCACUAGUGACGAAUUAUCUUGUGAUCCAAAAUUACGUGUUGAAAUCGUACAAAAACUUGUUACACAAUUAAUUAAUAAAAUGAAAACUAAAUGGCGUGAAUCGUAUCUGAAUGAUUGUUUCACUUCAACGCAUUUAUCAUUAUUACAUAGAUCUGAUGUACCUCAAUUAUCAAUGAAUAUUUUGGGGGAUAGUUCAAUUACAAAUGAUAACAAUGUAGAAAGUGUGAUUAUACAGUUAGAAAGACUUGUUAUGGAUGAAAUUUAUCCGUUUGUAAUAUGGAUUAAUAAUCCCAGCGUAGAGAAGGAACGUGAUGAAUUAUUUCAUCGAGAGUUAGCAUUUUUACAAAAUACAAUAACACCAACAGAAUUACGAAUUUCAAAUGCAUAUCAUAAUGUUUUACCAUUAAAAUCUGUACAAAAUGAACUUCUAUUGUUAGACUGCUAUCAUACAUCAUCUGACAAACUUCGUUGUUUGAAACGUGUAAUAAAUCAUGUUUUAGCUGCUUUGCAACUAGCCAAUCCCACAUCAAUACCUUGUGCAGAUGAUCUUUUACCAGUGCUCAUUUAUUUAAUUAUACAUGUAAGUAUAUUUAUCAGAUAUAUUUUGCCUAUCAUUCUCACUAUAUAGAUACAUCGCAGUAAAAACAAUAUUAUUAAGUAACAUUGAACAAAAGAUAUAAUCUUAUCAUAUAACUCGGAUUGUUAAUUACAAACACUACUAAUAUGACUGAUAUACAGGAGUGUUGUUUAUUUUUCAUUAUCAUUAGUUUUUCACAGUAGGGUAUACUUUUGUUACAUUAAAUAAUCAGACUGAUUGAAUAUGAAUGCUCUGUUUUCGUGUACUGUGACGAAUAACUUUUGAUGAGAUUUGUCUAAUAUGGCUAGUAGCAUGAAUAGAAUUGAAGUACUUUCUUCGGUAUUAGUUAUUCAAUUUAUCGAAUGAAAGAACAUUAUUUAAAGCUUUUUUAAAGAAUUUUAUGUGUAUAACAGAUAAUUAAUAGUAAUUUAAGUAGAGCAAUCAUAAAAUAAGUAACUAGGUAUCAGACGUUACUAAGUAUGGAUUACUUGUCCCGAGUCCUGAGUUUGAUUCCUGACCAAGUCUUGAUUGUGCAUUGUGUUAGAGUCCCAUAUUAGAACAAAACAGCUGUUCAAUGUCUCUUAGUUCCCCAUGAUUAUCCAGCUAAGAUUAGUUCUUGUUGAAAAUCACAAAACAUAUACAUUAGCUUAAUUUAAGUAGUACAUAGUUUUAGAAUUCAGAUAAAUUUUUAUUAUAGCUACACGCUGCUUUGUUUUGAAACGGAGAGCAACUAUAACAGAGUAAUACUUUUUUCGAUAAGCUCUUCAUCAUGACUUUUACCAGUCUAUCGAUCCGUCUUACCAUAAUCAAGAAAAGAAAUACCAGUCAAAUGAUAUUGUGUUAACUAACAAUUGACACUACACAUGAUACCUUUUAAUAUGGGCUCAUCGAUUUUUAUUGGUAAUGCAGAAUUUGUUCUCGCUUGUCAAUUCUUCAUUAUAUUUUUCUAGACAAAUCCUCCUCGACUACUGAGCAAUAUCGAAUUUAUAAACAAUUUUGCUGGUGAUAACCUAAAUGGUGAAUUACAAUAUAUCUGGUGUCAAUUUUGUUCUGCCGUUGCUGAGAUUCGACGUUUAAUGUCUAUCAGACCAAUGAAUAAUAAUUAUGGUGGUAAUAAUAUCUGAAAGUUAUAAUUUCUAUUUUGUUUAAAGAACCCUUUUUUUUCUUUCUUUCCACACACUCCUCAUCACCAAUGUGUAGUUAAUCCUCAUUGGUCACUUUCAUAUAAUUCCAUUAUAAUAGCAGUAGUAGGAAGAUAGUGUAUUUUGUUUCUCAUUGUACAGCGUCAAAUUGCUCAUGGUUUCGGUUUCACUCACAACUUUUUUUUGUCAGGACAAAUCAUACCAUCAAUGGAUAAAUUAUCGUGAUGAGCGUUUGGAGACGUUUGUUAGUUGAUGUUUUGUUUUUGUAAUCUUUCUACUGUGAUUAACUUGAAAUAAUGUGAGAUAUUUUACACAUUCGUUUUUUCCACUGUAAUCGUGUUAAGAUAAUAAUUUAGUAAUAUUACUUCGAUUGUUAAAUUGUAUUCUGAUAAUCUUAAUUUUUAUAAACUUUGCAAUUAAAUCAUUUGUUGAAUAUCAUUUGAAAGUGUAUCACUCUCGUUUCUAAACAAUAAACUACAUAUGUACAAUUAAAAACUAAUAAUAAAUCAUAAUAAUACAUGAAUACUAUUUUUUCUUGAAAUUUUUUUUAAAGAUUUACAUUGUUUUGAUUGGUAAUUCAAGAAAAUAUCUUCGAAAAAAAACCCAGUGAUUAUAGAAUAGUUAAAUAUAAAGUAUUAGAUGUAUCCUUGUGCACAGUUAACAAAUAGAAUAAUUUAUGGAGUCAAUAAUCAAUUAAAGUGAUAUUCUUAUAUGAGGAUAACAGUGAAUUUGUAAUGAUAUUUGCAAAUAAUAAAGGUUAAUGAAAAUUAAGCAAACAUUUUGAAAAAAAUACUUUGUUUUAAGUUAAAAGGUAAAUGGCAAAGCACUAUAAUAAUGAAGAAAAAUUAAAAUAAAUGCUGGAACUAUGAUGACAUGAUUCACUUGAAGUCAUGCCAACUAGAUUCCUGAGGUAAGUUGUUCCAGCUUUGUAAGUGUUUCAUAUCACCAACUAGCAUCAUAUGUUGUAUAAUCCUCAUUGCAUACAUUUGUAUGGUUUUAUCGUAAAAUUUGUCUGUUGUAGAUGAUCAUUGACCAUGUUAACUAUUACUUUUUAACUCAUACAAGUCGUGGACGGUGGUAAAUAAAAGAACGACGACAUACGUUCAGUAGGUCUUGAGCUACUUCAUGAGGGUAAGACAGCUUUUCAAGACAUGGUGGAACCAGCGCUUAUCCAGAGUCUUUUACAAAAACGAUAAUUUGGUUACGCUUAUGAUCUUAUGUCAUCAGCACUGUUAUAGAUUCCAAACUACCACUCUUCUCAAUAUCAGGAGGAGGGCUUCAGGAAAAUUAAAUUAGGAUGUGACAUCGGACGUCUUGCUUUGGUCGACCACAUUAAUAUCUCUAUUUUAUUUUAACACAUAAGUAUAGGUACAGGGAGGCACCAAAAUACAUAUGCGCCACACAAAGCUCAAUUGAUUUGUGUGAGGGCUGUGAUACUGCCCGGGUGUCCAAACCGAAGCAGGUGGUUUUCGUAGGGGGCCACACCCCGAGCCUUUGACCUGAACGUCUGACCCACAAGGCAGUGGAGCAUCGUGAGGAGAUGCAGUCCCAUGGUAGCCGGUGACCAACGAUUGGUUCAUACGCCAUUUGUUCCCGCAGGAUACUGGAGCCCAUGUGCACCAUUGAUUUGGGGUCCGGUUAAAGCGCCAGACAUUCGCUUUUCGUCCUCUCAUUUUUGUAAACAACACCCCCGCCACGAGAAGGCAGUGAGUAGGACUUCCCUGGAAG